This is a messenger RNA of Capsicum annuum, 2308 nucleotides long. Its product is annotated as protein jagunal homolog 1. The transcript has 7 exons. Bases 1325 to 1828 code for a protein of 167 amino acids. Gene Ontology annotation, cellular component: endoplasmic reticulum membrane. Lineage: Eukaryota; Viridiplantae; Streptophyta; Magnoliopsida; Solanales; Solanaceae. Gene Ontology annotation, biological process: vesicle-mediated transport; endoplasmic reticulum organization. The record is from RefSeq and is a predicted model, not a curated record.
UGCCAUUGUUGCUUCUCGAGAUCCAAACAAUAUAAAUUUUACCGUAAAUUUAAUCUUAAAAUCCUCAAUUUUUUUGAAAAAAUUACGGUCAAAUUCAGUCAUGUUAGAAUUUCAAUAUCCAAAAUGUGCCACAUAAAUUGGGAUGAAAGGAGUAUCAUUUUCCUUGCUUGUUUCAUUCAAAUCUAUCUUUAUUUUAACACAAAUUUUGAUUUUCAUAGUAGAUAUUAGGUUUUCUUAAUCUUUCUCUGCUUGUACCAAAAUUAUCUUUGCUUGUUCAAUUUUUUUUUACAUGAUACAAUGAAAGUGGUUAGACCACGUAGUUGUAUGAGGUGAAGUGUUGUUAGUCAAGAACUCUCAUAUUCAGUAGAUGAAAGGAGCAGAAAUGAUGAUGUUGUGGUGAAUGUGUGGGUAUAGUAAUGGAGAUAGGAUUAGAAAUGUUGUGAUCUGAGACAAGGUGGGAGUGUCUUCGGUGAAAGACAAGAUGCGGAAGCAAGGUUGAGAUGGUUCAGACAUUUGAUGAGGAGAUGCACAGAUGCCCUAGUGUGGAGGUGUGAGAGGGUGGCUAUGAAUAGAUUCAGGAGAGGUAGAGGUAGCACAAAGAAAUAUGGGGAGAGGUGAUUAGGAAGGACAUGGCGCAAUUGCAGCUUACUGGGGACAUGACCUUAGAUAGAGAGGCAGGGGCGGAGCUAGCAUAUACUAGGGGUUCAUCUGAAUCCUAUUUAUACAUGAUUAAAAUUAUUUUUUAUGUAUAUAUAGUAGAUAUUGAACCCCCUUUAGCUAGUUCGUGUGUGCACUUUUGAACCCCCUUAAUGAAAAUUUUGGCUCCGCCACUGAAGAAAGGUAUGGAGACACGAAUUAGGGUAGAAGGUUAGGUAGGAGUACGUCCAUACUAGUUGAUAGGAGUGCGCUGUCUUGUUGGCCUUACUUGUAGUCGUAGUCGCAAUACUAAUCUUGUAUUUUCUUGUUCAUUGAUUUAUGUUAAAUAUCUAUUGUUUUGUAGUCCGAUUUUAGUAUUAUUUUGUUGUAGUGCUGUCUGUUACAAUCUGUUGUUUUUGUUACUAUAUAUUGUCUCUUAUACUUUCAUUGUGUCUUUUCCUAGCCUGUGUUUGUCUUGACCGUCAAAAUUACUAUCGAGUUGUGACUGAAGUAGAUCAAGAGAAACAACGACGCCCAGGAGACAGAUUUUAUCCAAUUUCAAACGAGGCAAAGGCUCAGAAUGAGACGAGUCAGGGAUCAACUCAAAAUGUUUUAUUUUUAAAAAUUGCCUUGAAGCUUCACGAAGUCGUCAAUCUGAGUGCUAAGAGAAAAGAAACUGAGAGAGAACAUGAAUCAGAGGACAGCCGUUAGAGGGAGGCCGUCCGGAACUGAUGGUUCUGAUUUCUCCUACCGCAUGGUCGUUGAUUCCAGAUACACGAAGGUUGCAAAAGCGAAGUCCCGUCUUGCCAAAUUGAUCUUCGCUCAGGUUGUCACUCAAUUGAUGAUGGCAGCUAAUGUAUUUGUUUCAUUAUCGAAGAACGAGUCUCCAGAUAGAGUUUUGGUUUCUUCCCUUGCGAUUGGCUUCGUGACCAUUGUGGCAGGAGAGCUAGGUCGAAAGAAAAGCCGAUCCAACUUUCUGAAGUUUUAUGUCUUUGGGUCAUCGAUGUCAAUCCUGCUGUCAGUGGCAUGUCUUGCUAUUAGCAAUCUUCAACUGGAGGCUUUCCAAAAUUUUACAAGUUUGGAGACUCUAAAGGUUGCGGCUGUCUUACUAGGAUUUGUGGUACAAUUAUUUGCAAUUGGUACAACAGUUUCUCUUAUUAAAAAUAUGGCACCUCCUAAGAGGGCUUCUUGAUUAUUAGUGUAAACUCUGGUGUAACUUCAAAUGUCUGACUAAACUAAAGAGGAUUCUUAUAUACUUCGGAUUCAACGGAGAUGCUGCUGUAAGUUGCCUUUACCAACGCAAUUUUUGCAAGCUUUUCCGAUUUAACAUUAUCUCAUGAAGACUUGAUACGUGAAGUUGUGAAGAAAACAGAUAGUUAAGUUGGAAAGUGCCCUCAACGUUGCUGCUGCAAAUGUUUCUUCACUUUACGCAAGCUGAUGUAAACACAACAAUGUUUGGAUUUAGAAGGAUUCGUAGUGGAUUGAACUCACUUCCAAUCUCUUACCUUAUUGUUUCAUUAGGUGCAACUGUUGCGGCUUGUGUGUAGCAGAAUGCACUUGCAUUCGACUAUACAAGGGGCACUGAUGUUCCAACAUUCUCUUGGGAUUUGAAUGCACAUUUUGGCUAUCAAUACUUAAUGAAGAAUUUGAGAACCUGGAUUUAUUUGGAAAA